GCUAUAAAAACUCCGUUUCCAGCUGUGCGCAUGCUUUGACCAGUUCCAAAGAUGGAGCAGCUGCGUUACAAGUCACAUGAGCGAAGAAGUCCCGGUGCUCAGGCUAUAGACGUCUUCCUUUUCGCCUUGUGUUAGGCGUGACCUAGUAACCCGGAAGUGUUAGGGUUUUUUGCCGUCAGCGCGACUACUUCGCUUAUCGCUCGGAGGGUCCGAGCAGUGGGGGCGGCCAAUGGGGGUUCCAGCAUUUUUCCGAUGGCUGAGCCGCAAGUACCCGUCUAUAAUCGUGUCCUGCACUGAAGAGAAGCCUAAAGAAUGUAAUGGGAUCAGAAUUCCAACUGAUACCAGUAAGCCAAACCCCAAUGAAGUGGAAUUUGAUAACCUUUAUUUGGAUAUGAAUGGCAUCAUCCAUCCUUGCACACAUCCUGAGGACAAGCCAGCGCCCAAAAAUGAAGAUGAAAUGAUGGUGGCCAUUUUUGAGUAUAUUGACAGACUUUUCAACAUUGUGAGACCAAGGCGGCUUCUCUACAUGGCAAUAGAUGGAGUGGCUCCCCGUGCAAAAAUGAACCAACAAAGAUCCAGAAGAUUCAGAGCAUCAAAGGAAGGAGUGGAGUCUACAGAAGAGAAGCAGAGGAUAAGACAAGAAAUCUUGGGAAGAGGUGGCUUUCUUCCUCCAGAAGAAGUAAAAGAAAGAUUCGAUAGCAAUUGCAUUACUCCAGGAACUGAGUUUAUGGACAAUCUUGCUAAAUGUCUUCGCUAUUAUAUUGCUGAUCGUUUAAACAAUGAUCCAGGAUGGAAAAAUUUGACAGUUAUUUUAUCUGAUGCUAGUGCUCCUGGUGAGGGUGAACACAAAAUUAUGGACUACAUACGAAGACAAAGAGCUCAACCAAACCAUGACCCAAACACUCACCAUUGUUUAUGUGGGGCUGAUGCUGACCUUAUUAUGCUUGGAUUAGCUACACAUGAACCAAAUUUUACUAUAAUAAGAGAAGAAUUUAAGCCUAACAAACCUAAACCGUGUGGUCUUUGCAACCAGUUUGGGCAUGAAGUUAAGGAUUGUCAGGGUUUUCCAAAAGAAAAACAAGGAGAGCACGAUGAAUUUGCAGAUUGUCCUCCUGGCAUGGAACAAGAAUUUAUUUUUAUUCGGUUGUGUGUUUUAAGAGAAUAUUUGGAAAGAGAAUUAACAAUGGCCAGUUUGCCUUUCACUUUUGAUGUGGAAAGAAGUAUUGAUGACUGGGUUUUCAUGUGUUUCUUUGUGGGAAAUGACUUUCUUCCUCAUUUACCAUCAUUGGAGAUCAGGGAAGGAGCAAUUGAUCGUCUAGUAAACAUAUAUAAAAACGUUGUGCACAAAACAGGGGGGUACCUUACAGAAAAUGGUUAUGUCAACUUGCAAAGAGUGCAGAUGAUCAUGUUAGCUGUUGGGGAAGUUGAAGAUAACAUAUUUAAGAAGCGAAAAGAUGAUGAGGAAAAUUUCAAAAGAAGACAGAAGGAGAAAAGAAAAAGGAUGAAGAGAGAGCAGCAUUCCAUGCUUGGUGGACAGUUUACCCCACAGCCUUUGGGGAGGGGAAAUAGAUCAAGCCAUCAACCGAUCAGUAAUCCAAGACAUGCAGCCUUUGAAAUGCGAAUGCAGGACAGACAGAACACAACUCCUUCAGCUUCUCCUAAUACGAGCUUCACAUCUGAUGGUACACCAUCCCCAGCAGGAGGAAUUAAGCGAAAAGCAGAGGACAGUGACAGUGAACCUGAGCCCGAAGAUAAUAUCAGGUUAUGGGAAGCUGGCUGGAAACAGCGAUAUUACAAGAACAAAUUUGAUGUUGAGGUCUCUGAUAAAAAAUUCCGUCGUAAAGUUGUACAAUCUUACGUGGAAGGACUUUGCUGGGUUCUCCGAUACUAUUAUCAGGGUUGUGCCUCCUGGAAAUGGUAUUAUCCUUUCCAUUAUGCGCCAUUCGCUUCAGAUUUUGAAGGUAUCACAGACAUGCCCUCAGACUUCGAAAAGGGAACCAAACCGUUCAGACCGCUUGAGCAACUUAUGGGAGUCUUUCCAGCAGCAAGUGGCAACUUUCUCCCAGCAACUUGGCGGAAACUUAUGACUGAUCCAGAAUCAAGUAUAAUUGACUUCUAUCCUGAAGACUUUGCUAUUGAUCUGAAUGGGAAGAAAUAUGCUUGGCAAGGUGUCGCUCUGUUACCAUUUGUUGAUGAACGUCGUCUGAGAGCUGCUCUAGCAGAGGUGUAUCCUGACCUCACUCCUGAAGAAAACAGAAGAAAUAGCCUUGGUGGUGAUAUAAUUUUUGUUGGGAAGCAUCACCAACUUCAUGACUUCAUUCUUGAACAAUACAGGUCCAGUAGCAAAGAGCCUGUAGACAUGCCUCCUGAACUGUGUCAUGGUAUUCAAGGAAAACUUACUGUGAAUGAAAAUCCAGUUCUUCCAGGCGAGACAGUUCAUUCUCCUGUGCCAAUGCUGCGUGAUCUGACACAGAAUGUGGCAAUAAGUAUCAACUUUAAAGACCCACAGUUCCAAGAAGAUUAUAUAUUUAAGGCAGUGGUGUUACCUGGGGCAAAAAAGCCUGAAACAGUUCUGAAGCCAGGUGACUGGGAGAAAACAAGCAAUGAUGGAAGACCUUGGAGGCCACAGCUUGGUUUUAACCGCGACAGAAGGCAGGUUCACUUGGACCAGUCAGCAUUCAGAACAUUAGGCCAUGCAAUGUCAAGGGACAGAGGACAGUCAGGCAGUGGAGUUUACAGCAGUAUUGCUCCCCCUGGAGCUUACAACCAAGGAAAUACAUACAGACCACUGCUAGGCAGACCACAACAACAAAUUCCAAAACUGCUAUCAAAUAUUCGGCCUCAAGACUCCUGGCAAGGUCCUACGCCACUGUUUCAACAGCCACCACAAAGGUUUGACAGAAAUUCUGGAGCCACUCCUCUUCUUGCUUGGAACCGCAUGCCCCAUUCCCAGGGACCACCAUACCAACAAAAUCAGUACCAAGGACCAGGUGGACCAAUGAACUACUCCCAAAGGCCCAAUGAUCGGAGAGAACGAGGAAGACAGGGAUACGGAAGACCUUACCCAUUGCCACCAUCCUCUGGAAGAUACAACUGGAAUUAGGCUUUUGGAGUCUUCCGCCAUUGAAAAUAGUCCUUUUUUAUUAUAUUUAUCAUCUGAGUAGCUUUCAGAUGAUAAACUUUCUUUUUAAGUUGUGUACAUUUUCACGGAUAAGAUUUGAUACAAGGCGUAUGUUGCUUUAAAGCCAUACUGCAGAAUUCAAGUGAACUAAUACAUAUUUGCUUGUGUGAAAUGUCCAAUGAAGCAGAAGUACUGUUCUGUCUUGACUGUGUGAGUUUUAUUGCAUCACACUGUAGAUGCCUUUCAAUUUCACAUCAGAAUAUUCCUUAGAUUCACAGCUAGCAAAAGGUUUACCCUAAGAAUAAUAGCAUUGAAAGGGUGCACAGAAAUUAUGUGUGUAAUUGUGGUAGUUGGCUUAGAAAGCCAUCUGCAAGCACAUUUUAAAGACUUUCUGUUCGUAUUGCUUCUAAAGUGAUGUACUUGUCCUUUAAAAAACAUGAUUGCUGAACUUUCCAAGUAAAAGUUGCAACUUUUACAACUUC
This is a messenger RNA of Hemicordylus capensis (graceful crag lizard), 3603 nucleotides long. It is a transcript of the gene XRN2, whose product is annotated as 5'-3' exoribonuclease 2. The transcript has 30 exons. NCBI's taxonomy places the organism in Eukaryota, Metazoa, Chordata, Lepidosauria, Squamata, Cordylidae. Gene Ontology annotation, molecular function: RNA binding; 5'-3' RNA exonuclease activity. Gene Ontology annotation, cellular component: nucleus. The record is from RefSeq and is a predicted model, not a curated record. The coding region runs from base 230 to 3103 and encodes 957 amino acids. Gene Ontology annotation, biological process: nuclear-transcribed mRNA catabolic process.